AUGAAGGGCGUUCUUCUAGCAUGUGUCGUUGUCUCCAUAUUCGGUUGUAUUGUGUCUGACGAAGCUGAUCAUGGACUUGAUCCAUUUGAAAAAGUUUUGGGGAUUUUACAUGUACGAAACACGAGCUCUAUUUCGCUGACCAGUCUUGAUGCUUUGAUAGUGCAACUUUUCGGGAGAUUUAAAUGUCCAACACCGACUGUAGCACCAACAGCCAGCGGUCAGUGUCUUCACCCAUUGUGUCUUAAUAGCAGUGAGUUAUUCCUGGCCCUUGGAAUCGCUGAUGGACAAGACCUACUAGAGGACGAUUUCGGUAAACUGUCGACAAUGCUACUGUUCCACGUGCUGACCUUACAGGAUUACUGCUAUCAGUCCGUUACAGUCGCUGAUAAUCAUACACUCUACAAGACAAGGCUGCUGCAGAUUCUAGACACGAAUAAAGGCGACAACAUUCAAUUUGGUGAACUGUCUUUUGUACUGAAUGAUUUAAAAGAGGUAUACGAUGAUGAUGACCACGAUGACGACCACAAUGAUGAUCAUGACGACGACCACGAUGACGCCCACGAUGAUGAUCACGAUGACGCCCACGACGAUGAUCACGACGAUGAUCACGAUCAUGAUCACGACGAUGAUCACGAUGAUGAUCACGAUGACGACCACGAUGACGACCACGAUGAUGAUCACGAUCAUGAUCACGAUGACGCCCACGAUGACGACCACGAUGACGACCACGAUGAUGAUCAUGAUGACGAUGACGACCACGAAAACGAAAUUAAGUCAAUGGCAACACAAUCACAGUGUUUCAGUACCGGUCAGAUAUUUGAUGAACUUCAUUUAAACAUUAAAGACGGUCUGGAUUUGGAUUUUGUUGACGAUAUGUCUGCUUUGCUGAUAUACCAUUUCUUGGCCAAGGACCAACUGAACCUAAGCGGAUGUAGGUUAUUACCUAGACCAGAUUUCUUAAAUCGUAAGGUUGAACAAUUCAUUGAUGUUACAAACAAGACUUUCAAGCUUAAAGCGUUGAAGAAACUUAUGUUAACGCUUGAUCUGGAAGGAACUAGCAGUAUGCCGACUGAUGAUGCUCAUGAUGGCCACGACCAUCGACGCCGUAAGCGGGCUGCUACAACAGAAACAGACAUGCAAGCUUUCGAGUCCACCCGCUGCUAUGGUGCUGGUGAUGUACUAGCCAUGCAUGGAGUAACCGACGGCAGCGCCAUCCCUGUCCAAACCCUGUAUGACCUUUGUCCGUCCUUGCUCUAUCUUAAGACGUACGACGCAUGCGUGCCUCCAAUUGCCAACAAAUCAUCAGAAGUAUCCAGCUUGUCUGAAGCCGAAAAGUAUGGCUACAGUACCUUAGCUGUUCUCAUCAUCUGCCUGUGCUCACUUGGUGGAAUCGUCCUUAUCGGAUGCACAGAAAGGUCUUCGCUAUACCACGGUGUCAUGGCGUCCUUUAUUGGCUUGGCUGUUGGUACCCUACUGAGUGACGCACUUCUUCAUCUGCUGCCUGCGGCUUUUGGGAUUCACAUUGAUAAUCCCGGGGAUGAACAUGACCACGGAGAAGGGAUCUUCGUAGAGCCGUAUGUUUGGUAUGCUUUGGCGACAAUUGCAGGUCUCUACGCCUUCUAUUGGUUGGAGAUGAUAAUGUCUCUCUUCAGAGGAGGGUCAAAUUACGCCCACAAUCAUUCCCAUAUGACAGCUGAUAUGGAGAUGGGACAGGGAAAGAUAAAUCAUGGUUUUGAUUCUUCGUCAAAAUCCACUCUCUACUCUGUUAGUGAGAGCAACGGUACUUAUCAACCAGAGGAAGUGACGGGGAAAAAAGGGUGGUCAACAGUUGUCAUCAUGGUGUUAUUCGGAGACUCAAUCCACAACUUUGCCGAUGGUCUUGCCAUUGGUGCGGCCUUCACUCAGUCCGGCCCUGUGGGCUUGGCCACUUCCAUUGCCGUCUUCUGUCACGAGCUACCUCAUGAAUUAGGAGACUUUGCCAUCUUGAUGAAUGGAGGCGUGUCUAGGAUGAAAGCGCUCUGCCUGAAUUUCCUGUCUUCUCUCACAGCAUUUAUUGGCCUAUAUGUGGGCGUGUCAGUCGCCACAGACAACGUUGUCCGACAGUGGAUAUUCGCCGUCACCGCUGGACUCUUCCUCUACAUUUCCUUGGUCGACAUGAUUCCAGAAAUGAUAUCAGGAGUUGUCAAUGCCAAGAGGAAACUAAUGUUUCUGUUCCUUACAAACUGUGGCUUCUUGACCGGUGUUUUCAUCCUGGUGCUUCUGUCGAUCUUUGAACAUCAGAUAAAGAUCUGA
Ylistrum balloti is the source of this 2292-nucleotide messenger RNA. RefSeq names its product zinc transporter ZIP10-like. Gene Ontology annotation, cellular component: membrane. Bases 1 to 2292 code for a protein of 763 amino acids. Gene Ontology annotation, molecular function: zinc ion transmembrane transporter activity. Lineage: Eukaryota; Metazoa; Mollusca; Bivalvia; Pectinida; Pectinidae. The transcript has 14 exons. Gene Ontology annotation, biological process: intracellular zinc ion homeostasis; zinc ion import across plasma membrane. The record is from RefSeq and is a predicted model, not a curated record.